Penicillium coprophilum is the source of this 1077-nucleotide messenger RNA. RefSeq names its product short-chain dehydrogenase/reductase. NCBI's taxonomy places the organism in Eukaryota, Fungi, Ascomycota, Eurotiomycetes, Eurotiales, Aspergillaceae. The transcript has 2 exons. The coding region runs from base 1 to 1077 and encodes 358 amino acids. The record is from RefSeq and is a predicted model, not a curated record.
AUGUCAGUUCUUUCUUUUCUGUACUCCCAGCUCUUCGUCACUCCGCCUGUCCCCACUUACGACUUCACCGGCCAAACCAUAAUCAUCACUGGAGCUAAUAGAGGCAUAGGCCUGGAGGCUGCUCGCCAUCUGCUCCGAUUAAAUGCCAGACGUGUCGUGCUUGCCGUCCGCUCAACGAAAAGAGGAGAGGAUGCCGCAGCAGAGCUUAAAAAGUCGACGACUGGCCAUCCCGGCAUCAUCCAGGUAGAAGAACUAGAUAUGGCAUCGCAUUCGUCUGUGAAGGCUUUUGCAGCGCGCAUGAACAAGCUGGAUCGACUAGACGGAGUGCUGCUGAACGCCGGAAUGUACACACAUGAGUUUUACCUCGCGGACGGCUUUUUGGAAAGCCAUCUUGUAGUCAACGUGAUCAAUACUUUUUUUCUGUCGUUCCUGUUACUGCCUAUUCUGAGAGCAUCGGCUGAGAGAAGCCACAACGCUCGGGCACGAAUCAGUUUCGUCUCGUCGGAUCGACAUGUCAUGUACGGGUUGCCGGAGUGGAAAGAAGAAAACCCAUUCGAGGUGCUCAGCGACCCGGAAAGGGCAAGGAUGGACGAGCGGUUAGUGAAAACCCCUGUCGUGUUUGCUCGCGUAAUCUCAAUGCUGAUCAAAGAUACUAGCUACAUGAUCACGAAGUUGAUGGUGAUUCUACUCACUAGGGAGAUGGCAGUUCAUGUCAAGCCUUCGGACAUCAUCGUCAACACAUUCACUCCAGGCUACUGCGAGUCUGGUCUGAUAGAUAAUAUCAAAGGGACCACGCGUGUCGCACUGAAUCUGCUCAAGAAGGCCACUGCGCGGACGGCAGAGGUUGGUGGUCGCACACUUGUUGCGGCGAUUGUUCCUUGGCCUGAAAGCCACGGACGGUAUCUUAAUGACUCGAAAAUCGACGACUUAGCUCUGUCAUCAUUUGUACGAAGCGAUGAAGGCGCAAAGGCACAGAAGAAAUUGUGGAAGGAUUUGAUGGACCUUUUGGAGCAGCGUGAGCCUCUGGUUCAGUCGUCGAUUUCUCCUGGUCAACAAGGUCCAGAUGCUCGCGCUUAG